Molecule: messenger RNA, 759 nt
Organism: Sparassis crispa
Lineage: Eukaryota; Fungi; Basidiomycota; Agaricomycetes; Polyporales; Sparassidaceae
Exons: 1
Coding region: 1-759 (252 amino acids)
Source: RefSeq, a predicted model, not a curated record
AUGGACCCUCCAGGCAAUGCCCCUCUGGCCCCACCGGCACUAGCACAAGCACCCGGGGUUCCCCCACCCAGACUCCAGUCCGACCCGAGUCUAGAAGUCUGCCCGAACUUCUCCUCACCGCUAUACAAUGCCAUCGUCCAAGCCUUCGCGCUGAGCCAAGGAAUCGUGCCCAAUGUCGCAACCCAGCAGCUCACUGACGUCUGGACUGCUGAAAACGACUCGCGCAAACUGGCAUGGGCCACACAAUGUCAGGCAGAUCAGGAUGCUGAAGACGCUGCUGAAGCCCAGCAUCUUGCCGCCGAGGAUGCAGCAAAACGAGCGGAUGAAGAGUUAGCAGAGGCAGAAUGCCGAGAAGUGGAGAAGAAAAAGCCGAAAAUCGGUGACUUCGAUGAGGACGUCGCCCCCCCGGACGUCCUCCUCGCCAGACUGUCCGUCUAUGCUCUGGAAAAACUCCGAAAAUGUGAGUACAUCGGCCUAUGGUACUUCACUGAAGAGGGCUGCCAGGAUGCACACGACAGCCAAUCCUUCACCAUCGACGAGGCGUUCAGCAUCGCCCAUCUGGACAACAUGAUGGCCCUCAAACCGAUGGCAUCCUGCCACGCAUCGCGCAACGCCCUCCAAGACCACGACCUCUCGUGGCGCCAAAUGACAAUGGGCAAGGCAGUUUUCCUCAUCGAGAUCCAGAAAGCCGGGUGGCCGCAAAAGCACCGAGACUCCCUCCUCGCCUUUUUCUAUGCCAUCACCAACCACGAAUUUUGA